Molecule: messenger RNA, 4149 nt
Organism: Cataglyphis hispanica
Lineage: Eukaryota; Metazoa; Arthropoda; Insecta; Hymenoptera; Formicidae
Gene: Hen1
Product: probable serine/threonine-protein kinase DDB_G0278845
Exons: 5
Coding region: 233-3745 (1170 amino acids)
Biological process (GO): RNA methylation; piRNA processing; siRNA processing
Cellular component (GO): cytoplasm; nucleus
Molecular function (GO): RNA methyltransferase activity; O-methyltransferase activity
Source: RefSeq, a predicted model, not a curated record
CGUGGGUAAUAACGUCUCUCACCUUUCACAUGCGCAUGAAGAUUUUGCCGGUGGGAUUUGUGUAUGUACGUACUACUAUCACGGUAACACGUAUUACGAUCUUUCUGCACUAGGCCUUACUGUCCACGCUGCGAAUUCGUAUCAAUUAUACUGGGUUAUAAGCACGUUUAUACAGAGAGCGAUGUGAGUUUGUGCGGUGGAGAAAAGUCGCAAAAAGAUAUUCUAUACGAACAUGAUUAUCGUGCUGUUCCACGUGUUUUAUUUGUUCGGUCAGUAUAUAUACAAAAAUUAUUGCAUCAAGAGGCCGAGAGCUUUGUGCGAUGCCGCAAAGGAUACAGAAUCCUCGUCCGAACUGCAAAACUACGAAAUGUUCAGUGAUAAUUCAUCGCGCGACAAUGACAACGAUGAGAAACCUCCAACGUCCAAAUACCGUGAGAGAGAAGGGUUGAAAUUUGAUCCGCCAGCAUAUAUACAAAGAUACAGCGCGGUACAGAAUAUUCUUAGUGAUCCUAUGUAUAAGGGACAAAUACGAAAGGUUGUUGAUUUUGGGUGUUCAGAAUUAGGUUUUUUGCGUUAUUUGAAAAAUAUGCAAGGAGUAGAAGAGAUACUUUGUGUUGACAUUGAUAGGCAAGUUUUAGAAUAUAACAAAGCAAAAGCAGAGCCAUAUCUCAUGGAAUAUGUAUGUUGUCGAAAAACGCCACUUGUAAUUGAAUUAUGUGAAGGAAGUGUAACACAUCAUGACCGAAAGCUGGAGCAAACAGAUGCUGUAAUUUGCAUUGAAUUAAUUGAGCAUUUGUAUCCAGACACAUUAAUGGAUCUGCCUUUUAAUAUUUUUGAAUACAUUAUGCCAAAAGUAGCAAUAGUAACUACUCCAAAUGCAGAUUUCAAUGUACUAUUUUCGAAUUUCUCAGGCUUUAGACAUCCAGAUCAUAAAUUUGAGUGGACAAGAAAACAAUUUCAAGAUUGGGCACAAAACAUUGUGGUAAAAUAUCCAUCUUAUAGUGUGACAUUUCAUGAAAUUUGUAAAGGACCUGCAGGCACUGAAAAAUUAGGUGCAUGCACACAAAUGGCAGUAUUUCACCGAAAUUCAUUGAUAGAAGAAUGUAAUAAAAUAAUAGGAGUAGAUGGACUAUUUAAGAUAGUGGCUAGAUAUGAUUAUCCAAUAUAUGUUGACAAUCGUUCAGACGAGGAGAAAUUACUGCAUGAAGCGACAUAUCAUAUCAUGAAAUUAGCAUACACUCAAGAGAUUCAAGAUGAAGUACUUCUAAGUGAUGUAUUACCUUAUUUGAAAGAAAAAAAUUUCAAUGUCACAAUAGAAAUGCUAAAAAAUGUCUUAAUAGAUGCAAAUUGGAUUAUCAAAAAUCGAGAAGACGGACCUAUAGUAAAAAUUGAUGUUUCUUCUUCUGAUUGUGAGGAUGAAGAUGAGAAUUUUCAUAUAGAUAAUACUGAUUUGAUAAAUGAAGAAAAUGUAAAUGAAUUGAAUUAUGAAUAUGAAACAUUAGCAAAUGAAAUAUCUUCUAAUGUAGAUGAACAAAAUCCAUACAUUGAAAGUUGGGACGAACAACCUAGCAUCAUCAUACCUGAAAAUCGCUCUAUUAUCCAAGAAAAUACUUAUUUAUUUGAUGGUGAACAUUUCUUAUCAGAGUAUCAAUCACCUGAAGAAUCACAUAAAACUGGCAACAGUGAUAUUAAUAGGCAUUCAAAGAUUAACAAUAUUACAGAAUCUUUAAUAUAUACUGAACGAGAACUUCCAAGUAAUUCGACUUCUUUUGAUUUAAAUGAGACAGAAAUGAAUAAUAAAGCUGAAAUGAUCGAUGUCGAUAUGCCGCCAGUUUUCGACACAUCCCAGAUAAUAUCCGAUAGUAGGUUAAAAUUCAAAAACUCGUCAGUCGACAAUAAAACAAAAGAAUUAACUCCAUCACAGAAUAAUGAUAUAAAUUUAAAAGCUGCAGAAUUACCAGUACAAGAAAUUACAUUGUUCAAUUUUCAACCAUAUAAGUCAUCGACUUCUUUAGAACCAGAUUUCUUCAGUUUUGAAUCGAAUAAUUCUUUACAUAGCGCGAAUUAUCAAAACGGAUCAUGCGACAUAUUUCACCAGUUUUCUUUAAACAAUAUUUUUUAUCAAUCUGAAAUGACAAAUAAGCCAGUUAUGAAUAUAGAAGAAUCUACUGCAAAGGACAAACUUUCCUUGCCGUGUGAAAAAAGUUCUUCGGAAAAAGAUGGUAUACACAAAAGUGAAAUAGAUUCUUCAAUACAUAUGUUCUCAAAUUGUUCUAAAAUCAAUGAUAGUUGUAAUUUUGAACAAAUGAUUUCAUUUAAGAAUCAGGUUUAUGAAAAGAAUGAUAUGGCAGAUACGCCAUAUAAUAUACCAUUAAACAUUUGUAGUAGUAGUAAUAGUGCUAAUAAUCAACCAAGAUUUACAAGUUCACCUAAAGCUUCUAUAAAAACAUCCACCAAUAUAAUUAAACAAAACUGUCCCGAAUUGAAAGAACAUGCAGUGAAUAGGAACAUCUUACCAUGUACAAAAGAAGCAAUUAAGAAAACUGUAUCAAAUAGUAAUAGUAGUUCAUUAAAAGAUAUUAAUCAGAAAUCUAGUAAUACUAUUACAGAACAAACAUUGUGCGCAAAGUCUUUAAGCAAUGAUAUUACUAAUAUUUCAAAAAAUAAUGUAGACUUAUGUCUUAUUAGCAAUAACGCACAGCAACAUUUGUGUUUAGAGAAUAAAGAAUUUACCGAAGUUGUGAACUCAAAGCAAGGUACAGAUGAAAAAUUUGUAAAGAGGAAUAUUGUAAUCAAUUGUGAGUCCGAUUUCGCGUAUGAUAUACAAAAUAUAGAUGCACACCACAGUUUGUCAUCGAACAAUGAGAAUAUUGACAACAAAGAAGAAAACAUGUGCUGUACAUUAACAAAGACAAAUGAUAAUGGUACGAAUGCACACCAAGAAAACGUGAUUGAUUUUGCACAGUCGAAUAUAAGGAAAAAGAGCUUAAAUCCGCCUAAAGAAUUAUCGAGUUUCAAAUCGCAGAAUAGUAGCGAAUGUUCUUCUACUGAAUGUGCCAAAAAGACUAGUGUUUUAGAAAAUGAUAGAUUUGUAUCUAGUAGCAGUAAUAAAGAUGCAAAUAAUGUUCAGUUUGCAUCAGUAUUAAAAAAAAAUGACGAGAUUGUUGGUACAAGCAAAGAUGUAAAUACAUCGAAUAUUGUUGGAUUAGUAAAUAAUAUCGAAGCUAAAUCAGUUUCUCCCUUUGAGACUCCUCCGAACAGUUGGUCUCCCGAAAUUAUGGAUUCUGGUUAUCCAAAUUCAGCAUCCGUGCAAGAUAUAACACCAGAAUAUGAUUUAUCCAGCAUAGCUCAAGAUCAUAUACCAGAUUCUGAAUCGCCGAGCAUUGCUGAAGCGCCAAGACUUGGCGUUUUGGAACCGAUCGAGGUGGAAAAUGGUGAUUUGGCGAACAAUAAUAGGGAUGAUGAGGGUAACAAUAUGAUGGCUGUGGAUGCUAAUGAUAUUGAAAAUUUGCAACCAUUUAUUGACGUACUGGAAAACGAUCUCGAGAAUGAAAACGAUAUUUACGUAAUGCAAAACGGUUUUCCUAUAUGGCUAUUGAGAUUAUUGGACAUGGCCAAUCCGCUUGAUAUGCAAGGUCGGCAAAAUUUGAGGGACCCCGAAGAUGAAAUUGCAGAUGAUGCUAAUUAUGUAGGUCGUGACGAAGGUUUCGAUAGCAGUUCUUCCGAGAAUGAGAGCGAUAUAUGAAAUGGAAAAUGAUAACAAGGACAAAGAAAAUUUCUUACUGGGGCGAAUGUGAUGUGUGUGAUAUAAUUAAGAUAUUAUAAUGUAAUCAUACAUAUCAUUUUUUGAUGUUCUCAACAAAGUCUGCACUAUAGGCUUGAAAGGUAAACUUAUGUACAUUGGAGAACAUUCUUGAUUACAUUUGAUAUCUGAUACAAAAUUUUGCAUUUUAGAAUAUAGAAUAUUUGAUAUAAUAAUUUUUUCAUUUAUUUAAAUCAUGUUGAUAUAAAACUACCUCUUCAUUUAUUUUUAAUAGCAAACUUCCUAAUGUUUAUAUAUGUAGCAUUAUUAAAUAAUAUUUCAAACUUCUAUGUGUAGCGUUUUGUAUAACAGUAAGAUAAAUCUGAUUAUUAAGUAGAAAUAUAUAU